GAGAUUCCUCGGGAUGAAAGGAAGAGGCAGUAUUCUGCCCUGAGACGAGCCAUCCUCAAGAGCGCCAACCCGGCCCUCUCCGCCAAGUUUUCAUUGUGUGAUGAUGAGUCGAGAUUCGGGAUGCUGAAAUCGUUCUUGGUGAAUCAAGGGGUGGCCGCCAUAGAAGUGGAGGAAAAAUACUCAAGAUGGGUGACCGAGCUGCGGACUGACUGCUACGUGACCGUCACGAUUUUCCAAUUGGAGAAGAUCUAUGGGAGAAGCGCUGACGCGAAGGCUUUUAUUGAAGCCCUCAUAAAGGGACGCUGGGCUGCAAUACUGCCAACUUCGCGGGCCUGUGCAUGGAUUCUAUAG
Molecule: messenger RNA, 351 nt
Organism: Symbiodinium necroappetens
Lineage: Eukaryota; Dinophyceae; Suessiales; Symbiodiniaceae
Source: the annotation of a GenBank genome assembly